Hydra vulgaris (swiftwater hydra) is the source of this 1248-nucleotide messenger RNA. Its product is annotated as probable caffeoyl-CoA O-methyltransferase 2. Gene Ontology annotation, molecular function: O-methyltransferase activity; S-adenosylmethionine-dependent methyltransferase activity. Lineage: Eukaryota; Metazoa; Cnidaria; Hydrozoa; Anthoathecata; Hydridae. The record is from RefSeq and is a predicted model, not a curated record.
AAUCAUACAAAAAUUAUAAAAAGUUUGGAAAAAAGUUUGAAACAACUCAGCCAAAAGAAAAUUUAGAAGGAAAAUUUAUUCCGGAUUUUGUCAGGAUAUUCGACCCAACCAAAUUUCCGGAUUUUUUAAAACAUGACCUGGAUAAUCUAUGUUAUUAAAACUAUCAACAGAUCUGCUAUCAUCUGAUUCUUUGUUCUUGAGGUUCUUACAUACAAGUUUUUUUCUAUACAUACAAGUUUAGUAAGUUAAAAACAUGGCGGAGUUAUCAAAGUCAUUCUUGGAAAAUAAAGAUCCAGUAGACGAUUAUAUUAUAAAAGAAACUUUGAAUGAACCAGCUGUGUUGACAGAAUUAAUGGAAUAUACUAUUGCUAACGUUCCAAUGUCAUUUAUGUUAUCUGAUCCAGUUCAGCUUCAGCUAUUUCGCAUGCUUCUCAAAAUGCUAAAUGCCGUCAAAUGCAUUGAAGUAGGCUCUUUUACAGGCUACAGCGUGUUAAACUGUGCCCUUACUAUUCCUGAAAAUGGCGUUGUGUAUGCCCUAGACAUAACAGAUGAAUACAUAAGUCAUGGUCGACAGUUUUUUGAAAAAGCAGGAGUGAGUAAAAAGAUCAAAGAGUAUAUAGGUCCAGCAUGCGAAACUCUGCAAAAUUUUAUUAAUGAAGGUGAAGCAGGUACUUUUGAUUUUAUUUAUAUUGACGCAGAUAAAGUUGGUUACCCGUUGUAUUAUAAUUUGAGCAUUGAACUUUUGAGAUCAGGUGGAAUAUUAGCCUUAGAUAAUGCUCUACUUUGGGGACUUAUGGUAAACCCUGCAGCAGCUUCAUUGGAAGAUAAGGAAAAAGUAAUCGCAAUGAGUGAAGUAACAAAAAAAGCUAGAAACGACAGCCGGGUAGAUAUUUCUUUAUUAAAAAUUGGAGAUGGAGUUUGUUUGUGCCGAAAACGCUAAAGGCUAACAAAUGAGACGAAAACAAAAAAUGUUGCAAUUUAAGCUAAACCAAGCAAACACAUGAAAUCUAAAAAAAAAAGUCUUUUAAAUGUCAUUUGCUUGCUGGCGAAUCGCUAAACUUUGCAAUUGCCGCAUUCAAUUUGUAUGUUGUAUUAAAUAGAAUUUUUUUUUUUUUUAAGUUAAUCUUUGCAUUUUAAGACUGAAAUAUCUUCUUAAUAUUUACGUUGUUAUAUAUUUGAACAUUACCGAAAUAACAUCUUUUUGCACAAAUAUUAUUUUCAUGACGUAAUGACUUUAUACUAAAAAAA